AUGCCAUUGGAAGUCAAAACCAUCCUCGUCACUGGUGCCAAUCGCGGGAUUGGACUUGAGAUUGCAAAGUCCUAUUUGGAUAAGGGGUGGAAGGUCGUGGCAGCCGUGAGGGAUGUUGGCAAGAUGCCGAAGCUCGAAGGGGAUCUGCUAGUCCUCAAGAUUGAUGCUGCGUAUCUCACCGAUGCUCAAGAGGCUGCACAAGAGCUUCGCACCAGACACAACAUACACGACCUCACCAUCCUCCUUGCCAACGCCGGCGUAGGUCUUAUGGGCCCCACGCUGGCCCAAACCCCCGUCGCUUCAUUCGAAGAGUCUAUACAAAUCAACACCCGCGGCCCCUUGUUACUCUACCAGGCUUUCAGGGAUAUUCUGGGUGAUGGAGAGGGAAAAACGUUUGCGGUAGUCAGCUCAAAAGGAGGGUCAAUCCUAACGCCAAAGAGGAUCGGAUUUGGAGUUUAUGGGUGUUCGAAGGCUGCUGUCAAUUUCUUGGUACGCGCUAUCCAUUUCGAAGAGACAAAGCUGAAAGCUUUUGCCAUUCACCCUGGAUGGGUUGAAACCGAAAUGGGUAUAAUGGCGUCCACCAAAGCGAACAUGAAUGGCACCACUCCUCAGAGAUUGGAAUACACCGUUCCGGGAAUCAUCAGACUGUUGGAGACCACCACGAAAGAAGAACAUUCAGGAUGGAUGUGGGAAUAG
Molecule: messenger RNA, 696 nt
Organism: Cryptococcus wingfieldii CBS 7118
Lineage: Eukaryota; Fungi; Basidiomycota; Tremellomycetes; Tremellales; Cryptococcaceae
Exons: 6
Coding region: 1-696 (231 amino acids)
Source: RefSeq, a predicted model, not a curated record